Molecule: messenger RNA, 3017 nt
Organism: Dicentrarchus labrax (European seabass)
Lineage: Eukaryota; Metazoa; Chordata; Actinopteri; Moronidae
Gene: spg21
Product: SPG21 abhydrolase domain containing, maspardin
Exons: 9
Coding region: 228-1247 (339 amino acids)
Cellular component (GO): cytosol; trans-Golgi network transport vesicle
Molecular function (GO): CD4 receptor binding
Source: RefSeq, a predicted model, not a curated record
AGUGCGCAUGCGUAGCCGUACACUAUAGUCUGUGGACAAGCCAUGCAGUUGAGACAGCAACAAAGCUACAGCUAGCUCCCGUCUCUGGUAAAUAGACUGUAGCUACAUGAUGGUGCAGUGGGCUAACGCUUGCCUGUAUGUGAGAGAAACAGAUAGACAGGCAGACGCUGUGUGUUAUUGGUAGGCGGUGGCAGAAGCUUUGCGGAAGUGUGUGACACCGUAGUCAUAUGACCAGGCAGGCAGCCGGAAAAAAUGCUACCCCGAUAUGGCUAAAAUUCCUCGGACACGGUGACCAAUCCACAACGAACACGAUGGAGGAGAUUAAAGUGUCUCCUGACUAUAACUGGUUCAGAAGCACAGUACCCCUGAAGAAAAUUAUUGUUGAUGAUGAUGACAGUAAGGUGUGGUCAUUGUAUGAUGCUGGCCCAAAGAGCAUCAGGUGUCCUAUCAUCUUCCUCCCUCCAGUCAGUGGGACAGCUGAGGUGUUUUUCCAGCAGGUGUUGGCUCUGACAGGCUGGGGCUACAGAGUCAUUUCGCUGCAGUAUCCGGUGUACUGGGAUCUAAUGGAGUUCUGUGACGGCUUCAGGAAACUUCUCGAUCACCUGCAGUUGGAUAAAGUCCAUCUGUUCGGGGCAUCUCUUGGGGGAUUCUUGGCUCAGAAGUUUGCAGAGUGCACACACAAGUCUCCCAGAGUGCACUCAUUGAUACUGUGUAAUUCAUUCAGCGAUACCUCCAUCUUUAAUCAGACAUGGACAGCAAACAGUUUCUGGUUGAUGCCAGCUUUCAUGUUGAAGAAGAUUGUUCUGGGGAACUUUGCUAAAGGACCUGUGGACUCUAAAAUGGCAGAUGCAAUUGACUUCAUGGUUGACAGGUUGGAGAGUCUGAACCAAAGUGAGUUAGCAUCGCGGCUAACACUCAAUUGUCAGAACUCCUAUGUGGAGCCGCACAAAAUAAAAGAUGUUGCUGUGACCAUUAUAGAUGUGUUUGAUCAGAGUGCUCUGUCACUGGAGGCGAAGGAGGAGAUGUAUAAACUGUAUCCUAAUGCGAGACGAGCUCAUCUGAAAACAGGAGGAAACUUCCCGUACCUGUGCAGGAGCGCUGAAGUCAACCUCUACGUACAGAUUCACUUACGUCAGUUCCACGGGACAAGAUACGCUGCCAUCAGUCCUGCCAUGGUGAGUGCUGAGGAGCUGGAGGUGCAGGGGAGUCACCUGAGCAGUAACCAGGACUCUGAUGAUGACCAGUGAGACGACGUUUACCUGCAGGCUGUCUCCUCUAAACAUUUUCCAACAGUUUCUAUUACUCUUCUCCUGAAUGCAUCAUUUCACAGGACAUUCUUCAGAUUUUCUAUGGAGCUCAACAGGCAAUCAGCGAGUUGACCGAGAAUAUUUUUAUUUUACAGAUGAAGCGAUAUUUUGAUAAUGAUCUGUACAUAAAUAGUGCUGGGCCGCAUUGCUUUAAAAACAUAUGACACCUUGCCUUAUGUGGAAUUAAUCUCAUAAUUGUUGCACUCAUAUAUGCCUGAACUGUUUUCCUCAAGUAUUAAUUUAGGUGUGUGAUAUAUAACAGAAAGAUAAACAUAUAUCUUAAGGUGUUUGUGUUAUUCAAGUGAAGUAACAUUUUUUUCCAUUUGUUUUGAUAUACAGGAAAUUGACAUGCUGUGUUAAGUUUGUAAUAACCUUCAAACUCUAGCAGUGUCUCAGCACAUGGAGUCCAUCUAUUGAACUGCCAAAGCUUCAGCCUCUGAAACAUAAGUUAUGUUUUUGCAAACUGAAAUUCCAGAGUCACUGUAUGUUUUGUAGUGUCAAGCUUCAGAAAAGAACAUCCUUUUAGAAACAGUCACUGCCUCUAAAGUACAAAUGUUUCUUCAUAUAUAAACUGCUGUGGGGCCAUUGGUCAAAAUGCUCUUGCAGCUUUAUGUCAUCACUUUUCUUUCUCUGCUUCUGAACACUUAAAAAACAUUUUUAAAUUAUGUGCUGUGCCUUAGAGGUUCAACAUUCAGCAGAAAACCAGUUGAAUGUUGAAAUUUGGUGUUAUGUAGAACCAAUGAAGAACAGCAGAAUGUGCUUCAAAUGUUCCCCUUCACUUAGUUAAUUACAGUAUAACCAAUUAUGUCAACCAAGUCCAUGUUUCCCUGUUUCAGCCCUUGUUUCACAAUUUAAAGUUAUGUAAAGCUGUUAUUAUUAUUUUUAUAUGGCCAAUGUAUUAAAUGUGAAAGCGGUUGCUCAUAAUGAAAAAAAUGGUCACAGGACAACAUAAACAACAUAGCUUUGUCUUGCAACUAUUGUCUGUAUACAGAGGAAAAGCUGUUAAAAGCCACUGUAAACUACCUGCUCAGCAGCAAACUGACACAGACAACCUGGUGAACUUAGUUUCAAGGUUAUUUUAGUGUCAUUUACAGCACAGGAUUGUAAGUUUUAAUUUAGAUAUACACAGAUCAGCCAUAACAUUAUGAACACUGACAGUUGAAGUGAAUAAUACUAAUUAUUCAAGAUUCAAGAGGUUUAUUAUCUUAUGUACAGUAAGAAACACAGUGGGUUGUACGUACAAUGAAAAUCUUACUUUGCCCAACUCCCUGAGGCAACACACAAGCACAAGAUUAUCUCGUUAUCAUGACACCUGUCAGUUGCUGGGAUAUAUUAAGCAGCAAGUGAACACAAGUGUAAGGAUUUAAGCAACGGGCCAAAUUGUGAUGGCUAGAUGACUGGGUCAGAGCAUCUCCAAAACUGCAGCUCUUGUGGGGUGUUCCCGGUUUGCAGUGGUCAGUACCUAUCAAAAGUGCUCCAAGGAAUGAAAAGCGGUGAACCGUAGACAGGGUUAUGUGUGGACAAGGCUCAUUGAUGUAUGUGAAGAGUGAAGGCUGGCCCUAGUAGUCCUAUCCGACAGUUGAGCUAAUUGCUGAAAAGGUUAAUGCUUGUUCUGAUUGAAAUGUGUUUGCAGUUUGUUGGUAUGUGACUGAUUGGUGUAGUUCCCUUAAUGCAACUUGUAAAUCAAUAAAAAAUUCUUAUAUAAAAAAA